Rattus norvegicus (Norway rat) is the source of this 3406-nucleotide messenger RNA. It is a transcript of the gene Trim71, whose product is annotated as tripartite motif containing 71. Lineage: Eukaryota; Metazoa; Chordata; Mammalia; Rodentia; Muridae. Gene Ontology annotation, cellular component: P-body. Gene Ontology annotation, molecular function: miRNA binding; zinc ion binding; metal ion binding. The record is from RefSeq and is a predicted model, not a curated record. Gene Ontology annotation, biological process: negative regulation of translation; regulatory ncRNA-mediated gene silencing; protein ubiquitination.
GGCCAGCAGCACCUCAAUCCCUGAGUCCUCCCCUGAGUCUCAACCUUUCAAGUAAUCUUCCAACUGUUGAACGAUGAGUGAGGGUCCUUUCUCACUCACUGAAUGUAUGUAGUUCUAGAAUUCUGCCUCCCCAGUCUUAGAAAUGUCAGGUAGGUAACUGUGAAACGGCCCAAAAAUAACUACAAGACUUAAGCUGAUCUUAUUUUUACGAUUUUGCAAACCCUAAAACUGCAUUGUCGUUUAAGGUUUUAAUUUAAAAUUAAAAAAUGCCUUUUUAAAACCGUGGUUCAUUAGUUAUGAGCGCGCCCAGGCUGUCCUACGCAUCUGUAGAUUUUAUUACCAGCCACUUGGGUGUCACUGCCCCUCCUCCAGCCUUGUCUGUAUUCACAAUGCAUCAGGAUUUGCUCCCGUCCGCCGUGACCUGAGUCCGGGCCGCGUUUCGUGUUGGACUCCCUUUGACUCAUUUUAGAAGCAUUAGGGCUGUCCUGACACCACCGCCUGCUCUGGCCCGGAUUUCUUUCCCAUAUUUGUAAAGUCCUUCCUUGAGUUGCUCUGAGGCCUCGGGGAUCUCUCAUGCCUGGCAUCCUGUAAGCUCUAAGCUCUGUUGCAGGGUGGACUGGGCCAAAGGGUCCGGGAGUUUCCUAACACUUGGACAGUUUCAGCUUGGAGCCCAGUUUUUUUGUUUCCUGUUGUCCAGUCCUCAGGCAGCCUGGUUGCUGAGAUUCUGAAGGUUGGAAAGGGUCUCCUGAGGUACUACAUCUGUACUGCGACACCUGCUCCGUGCCCAUCUGCAGAGAGUGCACACUGGGCCGCCAUGGCGGCCACAGCUUCGCCUACCUCCAGGACGCCCUACAGGACUCACGGGCACUCACCAUCCAGCUGCUGGCCGACGCCCAGCAGGGCCGCCAGGCCAUUCAGCUGAGCAUUGAGCAGGCGCAGACUGUGGCAGAACAAGUGGAGAUGAAGGCCAAGGUGGUCCAGUCGGAGGUCAAGGCCGUCACGGCGAGACACAAGAAAGCUCUGGAGGAGCGUGAGUGCGAGCUGCUGUGGAAGGUGGAGAAGAUCCGGCAGGUGAAGGCUAAGUCUCUCUACCUGCAGGUGGAGAAGCUGCGGCAGAAUCUCAACAAGCUGGAGAGCACCAUCAGCGCCGUCCAGCAGGUCCUAGAAGAGGGCCGAGCCCUGGACAUCCUGCUGGCCCGAGACCGGAUGCUGGCUCAGGUGCAGGAGCUCAAGACCAUCCGGGGCCUCCUGCAGCCCCAGGAAGAUGACCGAGUUAUGUUCACACCCCCCGACCAGGCCCUGUACCUUGCCCUCAAGUCUUUUGGCUUUGUCAGCAGUGGGGCCUUUGCCCCACUCACGAAGGCCGCGGGAGAUGGCAUCAAGCGAGCCCUUCAGGGAAAGGUGGCCUCCUUCACUGUCAUGGGCUAUGACCACAAUGGUGAGCCCCGCCUCUCAGGAGGUGACCUGAUGUCGGUGGUGGUCCUUGGCCCUGAUGGAAACCUGUUUGGUGCAGAAGUGAGCGACCAGCAGAAUGGGACCUACGUCGUGAGCUACAGGCCCCAGCUUGAGGGUGAACACUUGGUAUCAGUGACGCUGUAUAACCAGCACAUCGAGAACAGCCCCUUCAAGGUAGUGGUCAAGUCGGGCCGCAGCUAUGUGGGCAUCGGGCUCCCAGUGUUGAGCUUUGGCAGCGAGGGUGAUGGCGAGGGUAAGCUCUGCAGGCCCUGGGGCGUGAGUGUGGAUAAGGAGGGCUACAUCAUCGUGGCUGACCGCAGCAAUAACAGAAUUCAGGUGUUUAAGCCCUGUGGGUCUUUCCACCACAAGUUUGGUACCCUAGGAUCUCGGCCCGGGCAGUUUGACCGACCGGCGGGGGUGGCCUGCGACGCCUCCCGCAGGAUCGUGGUGGCCGACAAAGACAAUCAUCGCAUCCAGAUCUUCACCUUCGAGGGCCAGUUCCUUCUGAAGUUUGGCGAGAAAGGAACCAAGAAUGGGCAGUUUAACUACCCGUGGGAUGUAGCGGUCAACUCUGAGGGCAAGAUCCUGGUUUCAGACACCCGAAACCACCGCAUCCAGCUGUUCGGACCCGACGGCGUCUUCCUGAAUAAGUAUGGCUUCGAGGGAUCUCUCUGGAAGCACUUCGACUCCCCACGGGGCGUGGCUUUCAACCAUGAAGGUCACCUGGUAGUCACUGAUUUCAACAACCAUCGGCUCCUGGUUAUCCACCCCGAUUGCCAGUCUGCCCGCUUCCUGGGCUCUGAGGGCACUGGCAAUGGGCAGUUCCUGCGACCACAGGGUGUGGCUGUAGACCAGGAAGGGCGAAUCAUUGUCGCCGAUUCCAGAAAUCACCGUGUGCAGAUGUUUGAGGCCAACGGCAGCUUCCUGUGCAAGUUCGGUGCUCAAGGCAGCGGCUUCGGGCAGAUGGACCGCCCCUCAGGUAUCGCGGUCACCCCGGAAGGAUUGAUCGUCGUGGUGGACUUUGGCAACAAUCGAAUCCUCAUCUUCUAAUUUCUGUGUCUUCUGGGUUUUUCUGUGUUCAGGGUGCGCGUGUGUGUCUCGUUUUUGAAUUUCAAAGAAGAAAUCAUCUCAGGGAUAUUUGGGUUCCCCCCCCCCCUUAUUUUUGUUAUUAUUUUUUUUAAAGAACAAAAGUACAACAUCGCCUAAGUCCUACCUCAGCUUUUUUUCCCCCUUUUUUUUUUUUUUUUUUUUUUACAGAUGAAUGUAAUUCUCUUUUGUGCAGGGAUUGAACCUGUGAAGUGAUAAUUUCUAUCUACCUCAAAUCUUUGCAUUUCCUUCAAGAGCAUCCCUCUGUGCUCCCCGUUGAGUCCACAUCCCCUUCCCUCACGAAGGCGUGGGAGGCACAAGCCAGUGGUCCUGCAACCUUGAGGGCACUGGAAGCAUAUGGUGGGGGGUGCGUUUUGUGGAUUGAGCCAAGGAAACCCAAAAACUACUAAGUGAAGAGGAGACUUAUAAGAUGUCGGAAGAUAGGACUUAAAAUUCCUAACUGUAGUGCAUUUGUGUUCUUGAGAAUACUGUGUUUGUCUAUGUGGGGUUAGGUUGUGCUUUGGUCUUUUAUUUAGGGGAAAAAAGACUGUUUUAUCGAUGCAACAGAGCUUUCUACUCAGUGUGUCUAACAUCCUCAUCCCUAGGAGAUAUGGUUGUGGCUUGCUAGCCUAGAAAAGCAGACCAUUCAUGUUUUCGGGUGUCUCCCCUUUGUAUCUGUAAGGAAGGGUGUGUGUGCGUGCGUGCGCACGCGUACACCCACACGCACAAUUUUGUGUUUCAAAGCAGUCUUUGCUUCAGGAGACAAGCUGGACUUGACACGUGACAUCCUAAGCAAACUUCUUCCUGGUUUGCUGAGUGUACAUUUAGCUCAGGACUCUCAGUUGAAAGUGUUCUCAAAAGUUAA